Leguminivora glycinivorella is the source of this 3123-nucleotide messenger RNA. RefSeq names its product carboxy-terminal domain RNA polymerase II polypeptide A small phosphatase 1 (gene hzg). The transcript is spliced from 5 exons. Gene Ontology annotation, molecular function: RNA polymerase II CTD heptapeptide repeat phosphatase activity. The record is from RefSeq and is a predicted model, not a curated record. Lineage: Eukaryota; Metazoa; Arthropoda; Insecta; Lepidoptera; Tortricidae. Bases 108 to 980 code for a protein of 290 amino acids.
GCCUGCCAUUUUGUAAGAUAGAAGGGAGAUAAAAAAUAGUUUUAUGGUGUUAAAAUUUUACAAAAACUUCGUUGCCAUUUAUAUUAAGGCCCAAAACAAAUGUUUAAAUGGACGCAUCGUCCAUUAUAACUCAGGUGUCUCGGGAUGACGAGCAAUUAAACAAUUAUGGAUCCGACAGAGGGUCAUCCCCUGGCGGGCAGCACAGCGAUGGUGAUGGCACGCCAGUGUCGUCGACACCCCUGGGCAGUAAGAAGUCCGGGGGCGGCGGGUUCCUGCGGUCGCUCCUGUGCUGUUGGCGCGGCGGCCGCGGGAAGGGCCCCCCCGGCAAUGGCACCAACAGUGUGGAUGGUAGGGCUUCCCCGCCCCUGCUCAUCAUGGCAGACCAUGCUCCCCGACCACUGUUACCACCAAUUAGACACCAGGAUAUGCAUAAAAAGUGUAUGGUGAUAGACCUGGAUGAAACAUUAGUGCACAGCUCUUUCAAGCCAAUAAACAACGCGGACUUCGUGGUGCCGGUGGAAAUCGACGGGUCCGUGCACCAAGUGUACGUGCUGAAGCGGCCGCACGUGGACGAGUUCCUGCGGCGGUGCGGCGAGCUGUACGAGUGCGUGCUCUUCACCGCCUCGCUCGCCAAGUACGCGGACCCCGUGGCCGACCUGCUCGACCGAUGGGGCGUGUUCCGGGCGCGGCUGUUCCGGGACAGCUGCGUGUUCCACCGCGGCAACUACGUGAAGGACCUCAACAGCCUGGGCAGAGACCUGCGGCGCGUCGUCAUCGUCGACAACUCGCCCGCCUCCUACAUAUUCCACCCCGACAACGCGGUACCCGUCGCGUCGUGGUUCGACGACAUGACAGACUCGGAACUGUUGGACUUGAUACCGUUUUUCGAGAAACUGAGCAAGGUGGACAGUGUAUACACAGUGUUGCGCAAUUCCAACCACCCCUACAACCCCACGCAGAACAACUCCCCGAGCACAUAGCCGGGCCCGCCGGCGCGCCGCGCGCGUGGCCCGUGCGCCGUGCGCGUGCACGUGCGCGCACGCGAGCCGAGCGCCGUGCACGUGCGCGCACGCGAGCCGAGCGCCGUGCACGUGCGCGCACGCGUGCACACACGCGAGCCGAGCGCCGUGCGCGUGCACGCCUCGCUCGCGCGCGCGAGAGAGGGCGUGCAGCCCGCGCCGCCCGCGCUCAGCCUCCUGGAAACUUUCAUCAAGAAAGGAGCGAAUUUCGUCUUAAGUGCCAAUUUUGCCUUCUGGAUAGUGAGGACGUUGUUUGUACCUAUUUUACAAUUUAGGUAUUUCUUAGUGCGUAAGUGGUCGGUAUGAUGGAUUUGUGAUGUUUCUAUAUUUUCCUCCGAUUAUUUGACCGUGGAGCUUGCGUUGUGUGCGUGUCCUUGUGUGUUCCGACUGUAUUUCGGAAUUUGACUAACUUACAUUUUAAUGCAUUCGGGUUACCGAUACUGACUAUAGAUGAAUUUGCACAUUUUUUCCGAUGACGACUUUUUUAUAUCGUGCUUGGGAUCAAAUAUGAAUAAGUUAGAUAUUUUUAUCUAAACGUCUUCGCGGACGCGAUCAUUCAUUAAAAUUCACAAAACUUCAAUUAUAUUAUAGAUUGCAUCUUGGACUGUUCUGAAUCAAAUCUGAACCGACGAACUUUUAUAUAAUCCGCUUAUCUCAAAAUCGAUGUGUUCCCGUACCUACUGGACAAUUGUAAAUAUUAAAGUUUUUAUAUACUACAGCAGAUGGCUUCAAUCGUAUAGGUAUAUCGGAAUCAUGGUAGUGUACAUAUAGUUAGAAGAAAUAAUAUAAGUCAGGCAGAAAUAAAGCACUUAAGGUGAAUUUAAUCGCACUAUCCGAGGUCGAUAUUGCACUCGAAAUUUGAAUAAACCAAUAUAAAUGAAUUAUUUUAAAUAAUUAUUAUUAGUUAUCGCUUUUACAAUUGACUCUUCCAAUAAUUUGACUUACUAUAAUAUUAAAUUAUUUUACCGCUUAAUUUUACUACUUAAUAUAAAUAUUGACCCGAAGCACUUAGUGUUACACAGUCGUGAGGUUUGUGCACAUUAGACGUAAUUUUGUAACGUAACGUUACUGUAGGUGUAUAUUUAUUGUGUACAUACCUUGGUGUUUACCGUUAAGGCAUUACGGACUUAUCUUUGGCGGUCUUAUUGCGGAUGUUAAGUAGAAAAUAACUGUAUUGCGUAUAAUUCUGUACUUAUUGAAAAGAACGUAAACAAAUAAUUUGGAAAUUUUCGGGGAGUUCCAUUUGUUGGCUAACCAAACAAAUACAAAAACCAAGCGGAUCACUGAGCGACCUGUCUUCAACUUUCUUAUUUGGUCAUGUAAUGUUUUCGAUUACCCUCAAGUGGCAUAAGUAGCCUUUUGAGGGUAGAUUUUGUUUACAUUUAUUUAAGUACAUAAAGAUACAGACUAUAAUAAUGUCUGACAUAUCUCGGACAUACAGCUGAGAGAGAUAAGUUCGUGACGCACAGUCCCCAUACAUUGACGACAAUAAACGUCAUUUGAGUGUCAUAAGAAUAAUUUAACGUAAUUUAUUGAAUAUUAUAUUGAACGGGUUGUCAGUUCAAUUUGGCAUCUUAAUGUAUUAACUCUGCUCUCAAGUUGCUAAACUAAAUUCGAUAUUUUUCUUAAUUAAUAAGAUCGCUACCGAAAAAAGAAAAUGCAAAGUAAUAAGGCUAAUACUAAACUACAAAAUCAAGAAUACUAAUUAGAAUAUUAUAUAAAAAUAGGUCCUUUUAUGCAAAUCUCAAGGAGAACUUAACAAAUUUUAUACCACGCGAUAGUCAUUAUUCAUUAUACAUACUAUGCAACCAUUGGACCCGGCUUUCGAAAAAAAAACAGAUGUCCUUUAGAAAAGACAAAUUCUCUCGUAUUAACUUUAAAUAAUUCACAUACCUUUUAAGUCAACAAACACGAUAUACAACAUGUAUAAUUUUGAACUUGAACACUAAAAGUGAUAUUCUUCUUACUCUAGCCACAGUGAAAGACCAGUAGUAACUCUUCUAAGAAACGUACACCACGCAUGUAUGUGUGCGCGCCUUGUACGCACGCAACAUGUUAGCGGACGAGAAUGAACUAGAAUGAAUCAUUGUCAUCCGCUUUCAUG